UAUAUGCACCAUAAUUUGAGCAGUUUUCCCUUAACAUUUGUCUUACUUAACAGUUAGGAGUUAGAACACACACCCCUUGCAUUGGUACACAACAGAAUCACUCUGCUUUCUACUAGACACUUUUGCUCACUGGCCAUUGCUUUCUUUCAUUCAUUCAUGGCUCUUUUUGUAUUUGCUAUUUUAAUGUUGAUGGCCCCUUCAAGCAAUGCUGAGUGGCCACCUUCACCUGGCUACUGGCCAAGUUCCAAAUUCAAGACGAUGAACUUUUACAAAGGUUUUAGGAACCUUUGGGGCCCCCAGCACCAAAGAAUAGAACAAAAUGCAUUAACAAUUUGGCUUGAUAGAACCUCAGGAAGUGGCUUCAAGUCUGUUGCUCCGUUUCGAUCCGGAUACUUUGGUGCUUCCAUUAAGCUCCAACCUGGCUACACUGCUGGAGUUAUAACAGCUUUCUAUCUUUCCAACAAUGAAGCUCAUCCUGGAUUCCAUGAUGAAGUAGACAUUGAGUUUCUUGGGACUACGUUUGGAAAGCCUUACACUUUGCAGACCAAUGUUUAUAUCAGAGGAAGUGGAGAUGGUCAAAUUAUAGGCAGAGAGAUGAAGUUCCAUUUAUGGUUUGAUCCAACCAAAGAUUUUCAUCACUAUGCUAUUCUCUGGAGUCCUAAGGAAAUAAUAUUCUUUGUGGAUGAUGUGCCAAUAAGGAGGUACCCGAGGAAAAGUGCAGAGACAUUUCCAAUGAGGCCAAUGUGGCUUUAUGGUUCAAUAUGGGAUGCAUCAUCAUGGGCAACCGAGGAUGGCAAGUACAAAGCUGAUUAUAGGUACCAACCCUUUGUGGCAAGGUACACAAACUUCAAGGCUAGUGGUUGCACGGCGUAUGCGCCGCGCUGGUGCCACGCCGUCUCAGCCUCGCCCUAUAGGUCCGGCGGGUUGAGUAGGCAGCAAUAUAGUGCCAUGAGAUGGGUGCAAAUGUACCACAUGGUUUACAACUAUUGUCAAGACUCCAAAAGGGAUCAUAGGCUAACACCUGAGUGUUGGAGUUAAAAUAAUAAUAAAAAAAAAGGUUAAAAAAUUUAACAUUCAUAUAUGGACAUUCGAAGUUGGCCAAAUUGAGGUAUUGAUAAAUUGUUAAUGGACUCUUCAUUAUAGGUUCCAAAGAAACACUGUUGCCUUGUGGUUUUAUUUUAUCUUUUUCCUAUGUUUGAGAAAGUUUGUUUCUUUUUUCAUUUUCUUUUCUAAAAAGAAAAAAAAAAUUAUGAGGGGUAACUUCGAUUUGGGAUUGGCCCCUCACAUGACAGCAACAUUGAUGCAAGUGUUGUUUGAGCGUCCAAGGCUCUCAAGACAGGAGAAAAAUUUGGAAGAUU
Arachis stenosperma is the source of this 1358-nucleotide messenger RNA. Its product is annotated as probable xyloglucan endotransglucosylase/hydrolase protein 32. The transcript has 4 exons. The coding region runs from base 157 to 1038 and encodes 293 amino acids. Gene Ontology annotation, molecular function: hydrolase activity, hydrolyzing O-glycosyl compounds; xyloglucan:xyloglucosyl transferase activity. Gene Ontology annotation, biological process: xyloglucan metabolic process; cell wall biogenesis. Lineage: Eukaryota; Viridiplantae; Streptophyta; Magnoliopsida; Fabales; Fabaceae. The record is from RefSeq and is a predicted model, not a curated record. Gene Ontology annotation, cellular component: apoplast; cell wall.